This is a messenger RNA of Microcebus murinus (gray mouse lemur), 947 nucleotides long. The record is from RefSeq and is a predicted model, not a curated record. Lineage: Eukaryota; Metazoa; Chordata; Mammalia; Primates; Cheirogaleidae.
AUCAAAGGCAGAGAGCAGAGAAACAGACAUCUUCUAGUUCCUCCCCAGCUCUUUACUUUUUCCGGUGCCUGUGAGUCAGUUGGGGGAGGGCAGCUCUCGCCCUGGCUGAUAGUUUGGUGACCUCACUUUAUGUACUGGAUGAAUUCCGCUGGGAGAUGGAACACAGCAGGCUUCUGGCUGGGCUGAUACUGGCUGCCCUUCUCCCCCAAGCCGUCUAUGCUCCCUCCUCCUCUCCAGUGGUCUGAACACAUUUUUGGGAAGGUUCUUGGAUCAAUCAAGCCCCAAGCUUUCCUCUUUUGCUCCAAGUCCUUCAGGACCUGUUCUCUGCUGGAACUGCAUCCUCGUGCCCUCUCUGGUCCCUGCAGUUUGUGGGAGAACUUCCUGAAGGCCUUUUCUUCGAGCCCCUUCAAGAUACCCGUGGAGGAAAUUGAGGACAAAGUGUUUUUGAAAUGCAAUACCAACAUCACAUGGCUAGAGGGAACGAUGGGAACACCCUUGUCAGAGAACAAAAGGCUGGACCUGGGAAAACGCAUCCUGGACCCACGAGGAAUGUAUAUGUGUAACGGGACAGAUACAGAUACGAAUGCCAACCAACUAUCUACUGUGCAAGUUUAUUAUCGAAUGUGCCAGAACUGUGUGGAGCUGAACCCAGCCUCCCUGGCUGGCAUCAUCAUCACUGACAUCAUUGCCACUCUGCUCCUCGCUUUGGGAGUCUACUGCUUUGCUGGACAUGAAACUGGAAGGCUCUCUGGGGCUGACAUUCAAGCUCUGUUAAGGAAUGACCAGGUCUAUCAGCCUCUCCGAGAUCGGGAGGAUGUUCAGUACAGCCGUCUUGGAGGAAACUGGCCUCAGAACAAGUGAACCUGGAACUAGCGGAUCUAGAAACAUCAGUUGUCAAUUGUACCUUCCCUCCUUGCUCAGCCAAUAAAGAAAUCCUCUUUCACUCA